UGUCCAGCAAACCACAGCACUGAGAAGUGCUUAUGCAAGCCAGGAUGACACAAGAUCCUGGGCUGGAGGCCUGGGAAUCCUUCUCAGGUGUCAGAUGAGGAAAGCUCUGCUUGUUUUUCUCUGUCAGGGCAAGGAACAGAAAAAGGAGCUUUGGGGCUGGACAUUUGGAGGACUCAGCCAUCCCAAGGGAUAUUGUGACACGUGGAGGGACCAAACUGCUGCUGCUGGUGCCAGGAAGCUCCGAAUCCCAGGCUGCUGAGUGCAUCCUCCCACCAGUGACUGGUCACAUCCCCCCUGCUUGGUUCUGUCCCCUGCACGACCUGCAGGAAGGGACCCUCCCACUCACCUCUGCCUCCUUCCUCUUCCCCACAGAACUGCGACUCUGCUGGCAACUCCCAGGCAUGCGGAUCCUGCCCGUCCUUUGGGCUCUGCUCCUCCUGGUGCUCCAGGGAGUGACAGGGCUGUCCCCGGUUGGAGCAUCAGCCCAGGAGUGCGAGCGCCGCGGGGGAUUCUGCUCCCACCGCUCCUGCCCGCCGGGGAUCGGCCGCAUCGGCCUCUGCUCCGAGCGGGAAUUCUGCUGUCGGAUGUGA
Zonotrichia leucophrys gambelii is the source of this 590-nucleotide messenger RNA. RefSeq names its product gallinacin-5-like. Gene Ontology annotation, biological process: cell chemotaxis; defense response to bacterium. The record is from RefSeq and is a predicted model, not a curated record. The transcript is spliced from 2 exons. Gene Ontology annotation, molecular function: CCR6 chemokine receptor binding; chemoattractant activity. NCBI's taxonomy places the organism in Eukaryota, Metazoa, Chordata, Aves, Passeriformes, Passerellidae. Gene Ontology annotation, cellular component: extracellular region. Bases 402 to 590 code for a protein of 62 amino acids.